This is a messenger RNA of Anoplophora glabripennis (Asian longhorned beetle), 2271 nucleotides long. RefSeq names its product glypican-6 (gene dlp). Gene Ontology annotation, cellular component: extracellular region; plasma membrane; synapse. The transcript has 5 exons. The record is from RefSeq and is a predicted model, not a curated record. The coding region runs from base 179 to 1936 and encodes 585 amino acids. Lineage: Eukaryota; Metazoa; Arthropoda; Insecta; Coleoptera; Cerambycidae. Gene Ontology annotation, biological process: regulation of signal transduction; regulation of protein localization to membrane; cell migration.
CGUGUAGGCGUGCGCAAGUUCUUCGCCACCGGAGCCGCUGCAUAGGUAACAUCGCGUCCACUACUCAUCUGCGACAGUGCGGUAUGUGAAUCGGGGGUACAGUGCCUUAGCAACCAAAGCAACCGUGAUGGAUUUGAAAUAAAAAAAAGAGUACAUAUCUAGUUAGUAUAGAAAAGCAAUGGCUGUGAUCGAUAGGACUGAGAGGAGGUGUACUUUCGGUUGGAGGAUGUAUCAAAUACAGGGUAUCGUCGUUUUGUUUUUGGUGGCCGGAGCCGUGCUAGGCAACCCCCGGAGUUGCGACUUGGCCAGGAAGGAGGUGGCACAAGUCAUCCAGGUCGACCCUCUCAGAGUGCUGGACAGACCCGAAACAGGUCAAAUUUGUGGGGAGUCGUGUUGCAGCCAGGACUUGGAAAAUGAGAUGUUCAAGUACAACCAAUUAUUAGUGGACAAGUAUAUGAAAGAUUCUGUCGCGAAAAUCUCAUCAAUAAUUGAUACCAGAGCAAAAAAGUUCGAUGACGUAUUUCGCGGCAUGAUGAACAACUCCAAGCGAGAAUUCCAUCAGAUGUUCGAGCGUACUUACGGCAAAAUCUACCUGCAGAACGCCGAGGUCUUCAGUGACUUCUUCAGCGAGCUGGAAACCUACUACAAGAAGGGCACCGUUCGUCUUUCCGACACCAUGGACACGUUCUUCAGCAUCCUCUACCAGCGCAUGUUCACCGUCAUCAACGCUCAAUACACCUUCGAUGACAAAUAUUUGGAAUGCGUCUCGGACCACAUGACCGAGAUGAAACCUUUCGGCGAUGUUCCCCACAAGCUGGGGAUCCAACUUCGGAGGUCUUUUGUCGCCACCAGGACGUUCUACAAGUCCCUGGUGAAAGGGGCAGACGCGGCCAACAACCUGGCGAAUUUGGGGGUCGACGAAGAGUGCUAUCGCGAGAGUACGAAGAUGAGGUAUUGCGGGGCGUGUAAAGCGGAGAACGGCAUAGGGCCUUGCCCCACGUACUGCUCAAACACCAUGCAGACCUGCUAUAGGUACCAUACGGAGUUCUCCACCAUCUGGGACAACUUUGUCGAUGCAAUCGACAAGGUGGGCGACAGGCUUCUGGGUCCCUACAACAUCGAGGUGGUGGUCGAACCUCUCAAUAUAAAGAUAUCCGAGGCCAUCAUGAACUUUCAAGAGAGUGGUACCGAAGUGUCGCAGAAGAUUUACAGUAAAUGUGGGAAACCUACGACACUGACCCGACCGAAGAGGAAGGCAGACCCCAAGGAUUCCACCGACAAUCCCGACAUGGAGAUUAAAGUGGAACAACCGAAGGUGCAGGGGAAAAAGAAGAACAAGAAGGUUACCGAACCGGUGGAUAACAAAUCCGUUUUAGAGAAGAUUAUCGGUGAUAUCAAACAAAAAAUAAAAGACACAAAACAGUUUUGGCUGAACCUGCCCUACCAGUACUGCAACAACCUGUCCCUUCACAGCAAUAAGAACGACACGAGUCAGUGUUGGAACGGUACGGCCCUCGGUACUUACGAAAAAUCCCUACAAAAGUCAAAUAUCGGGGAUUCCCCCAUCCUCAACGCUCAGGUGUACACCCUGCAGGGCCUCACGGACAAAUUAAGGAAGGCGUUUCAGGGCCAAGAAGUGGAAAUGGUGGACGACACGGAAGAAUCGCUGGCCGGCAGUGGUUCGGGAUCGGGCGACGGUGACUUUGAGACGGGCGAGGAGGAAGAGGAGGAACAAAGCAGGGACCUUGAUUUUAACCAGGGAGUGGAGAACGCCUUACCGACGUCUCCUUCACCGGGAAGCACCAAGGCUCCGGAGGUGGUGCGCGUCUCCUCGAGUGCGAACAUUCACGCGAUGUCGCUCACCAGGGCGCUCAUACAGUAUCUUCUGCCGAUGGUGUUGGUGUGGUUCGGUGGUGCCAUAACAAACCUGCUGUGAUAAGCUUUAGUGUAUAUUAUGUACAUAGAGAGACUAUUUUGAUGCAUUAACGAGGGACCCACUUUACAUUUUUACGGACUUGAGUGUAACUAGUGAAGACGAGUUAGGGACGUUCCUGCGAAAGCAUAGAAAUGCCACAUGUAAUGUGUAUUUUUUGAUUUUUUAAUUUCAAACUUGUAAUUUCGAGUUGAAAGUAAAAUAUUUUGACUUUGAGACACAAAAUUCUUAAUUUAAAUUUUAAAUUUCGAGUUUGCAUAUAAAAAUUCGAGCAUAAAUUCGCUGGAAACUUUGUUCUUCAAAUUCAAAAUUUUGUAAUCAAUUUUAAUUUUGAAACC